Prosopis cineraria is the source of this 2271-nucleotide messenger RNA. Its product is annotated as receptor-like protein EIX2. The transcript has 3 exons. Lineage: Eukaryota; Viridiplantae; Streptophyta; Magnoliopsida; Fabales; Fabaceae. Gene Ontology annotation, molecular function: protein binding. The annotation marks the transcript as partial. The record is from RefSeq and is a predicted model, not a curated record.
GCGGUUCGUUGCAAUGAGAAAGAUCGAAGACUCCUUUUGCUCUUCAAACAAGGAGUGAUAGAUCCUGCAAAUCGACUCUUCUCAUGGACUAGUGAAGAAGAAGAUUGUUGUUCAUGGAUAGGAGUUCAGUGUGACAACAUUACAGGCAGAGUUACAGAACUUGAUCUAGCUGGUCAGCUAUUACAAGGUGAUAUUAAUCUAUGUCUAGUACUUCAACUUGAAUUUCUCAACUACUUGGACUUGCACCAUAAUGAAUUUGUAACUGUGAGUAUUCCACCGUGCCAGCCCUCUAGAUCUUCUUCUGAUGAUCAAUCAGCAAAUCUUUCUGCUGCUUUACGUUACCUUGACUUUUCAUCUAAUUAUGAUUUGCCCAUCAAUGAUCUUCGUUGGCUUUCUGGACUUUCUUCCUUAAAUUAUCUUGAUCUGAAUGACUGUGAUAUUGAAAAUGAAACCAAAUGGCUCGAGUUUGUAGCUAUGCUUCCUUCACUAUCUGAGUUACACUUGAGAAGUUGUGGAUUGAGAGAUUUUCCACGCAUCAGUUAUGUCAACUUUACAUCUCUUUCAACUCUUGAUCUUUCUUUCAAUCUUCUCAACUCAGAAUUACCAUAUUCGUUAUUUAAUUUAACCAAUGACAUCUCUGUUCUUGACCUCAGCCACAAUGGUUUUUAUGGAAAAGUACCAAUGUCUUUGUUCAAGCUUCCAAAGCUAAAACAACUAAGCUUGAGCUUUAAUAGUAUCAAGGGGUCAAUUCCAGACUUGAUAGGCCAACAUGAACAGUUACAACAUCUUUUUCUCCGUGAAAAUUCAUUCAAUGGUUCAAUUCCACCAUCUCUUGGAAUCUUUGGUGUUCUCUCAGAAAAGAACUUUGCCAAUCUCUCAAACUUAACAUCAUUAUAUUUGAGUUCAUCUGGUUUCAAAUUCCACAUUGAUCCUAACUGGGUCCCGCCGUUUCAACUUGAAUAUUUUGAGUUGAGAAACACAAGUCUAGGUCCUACUAUUCCCGCUUGGCUAUAUACACAACGGUCACUGAGAUGGCUAGACAUUUCUGGAUCAGGAAUUUCAACCAUAGAUGACACAGAUAUGUUUUGGAGCUUUGUUGCAAGAAUCGAUAGUGUCAAUCUAUCAUACAACUUGAUGAGUGGAGACAUGUCCCCCUUGACACUAAACUCAACAUUUAUAAAUUUAGAGUAUAACAGUUUCACAGGUGGCCUCCCACAUAUAUCAUCAAAUGUUGUCAACUUUUGGGCAUCUCACAACUCUUUCUCCGGAUCUAUUUUCCCAUUGUUGUGCCAUUCAAAGAUUAUUAGUAGGGAAAAGUACAGUUUGGCUACUUUGGACCUAUCAUAUAAUCAUUUAGGUGGAACACUUCCUAAUUGUUGGGCCAAAUAUUGGGAACAAUUAAUAUACCUUGAUUUGGGGAGUAAUAAGCUGACUGGUGAAGUUCCUCCAUCAAUUGCUUCAUUGAAUUUUCUUGCAUACUUGGAUUUGAGCAGAAUUUUGCCUACACUGCCACAAAACUUGGUAGUUAUCAAAUUGAGGGCCAACCAAUUUACAGGCAACAUUCCAACACACUUGUGCAAUCUCUCUUCUUUGGCAAUACUUGAUCUUGCUGAUAAUACGCUUUCAGGCUCAAUACCUAGUUGUCUAAAUAACAUCAUGCAUCCAAUUAAUGCAUCGUUGUGGUUGAAGGUAAUAAAGCUAUCUGCUAAAGGAAGAGAACUAGAUUAUAAAGACGUUGAAUUAUUGCGAUUGAUUGAUCUUUCUGCGAACAACUUUUCUGGAGAGAUUCCUAAGGAAUUGUUUAGUUUGAUUCAAAUGUGGUCCUUAAACUUGUCUCGAAACCACUUAAGAGGAAAGAUUCCCAGAGAAAUUGGAGGUAUGAAAAACUUAGAAUCUUUUGAUCUUAGUUGCAAUAAACUUUCGGGAGAAAUUCCUCCAGCCAUUUCUAACUUGUCUUUUCUCGAUUAUCUGAACCUAUCAUACAACAAUUUUGUUGGGCAAAUCCCACUGGGGACUCAAAUUCAAAGUUUUGAUUCUUGGAGCUUUGUUGGCAAUCUUGGACUUUGUGGAGAUCCUCUUCCAAAGAGGUGCAAUAAGAAAGAAGAAACUAACAACUCGAAUCAGGCUGAAGUGAAUGAAGAUGACUUUUUUUUAAGUCAUUGUACCUCGGGAUGGGAGUUGGAUUUGCAGCGGGCUUCUGGGGAGUUUGUGGUUCUCUCUUUCUCAUCAGGGCAUGGAGACACAAAUUUUUCCGAUGGUUUAAUCGUUUGA